AUGAAUAUUGUAUUUAUCCCAGAAGUCCUGAUACGACCCAAUCAACCUCAAGGAGUAAUGAGCCUUUUAUAUUUCGAGAAACAGAACCUGUGGUUGCAAGCUCAACGCUGCAACAUGGGUUUCUUUUCAAUCGGUCCGUGCCUUCACUCAAUUAUUCUAAUAAACAGAGCUACGCUGAAUCUCAACCAGAGACCAGAUAUUCGAGCACCGGUUAUGGAAAUUAGUCUUAAGAACGACUCUCUCAUUACCCCCGGCUACAUAUUCAUGGCGCCAUAUCAAACGGAAUUACCAGGACCGUAUAUCUACGAUACUGAUGGUCUGACUCAAGAGCCCAGAAUCUGGUAUGGACCGGAGCCGAUGGCUCAACAACCGAACUUUUCCAUGGCCUGCAGGGGCCGUAACAUCAUCUUGAACAAAGACUAUGCGCAAGCGGCCACAGUACAGAGUGGGGAUGGUUUGACGCUCAGCGACAUGCAUGAGUUGGAUAUUAUUGAUAAUACCUCCGUUCUCAUUGCCAUUUACCAGCCGCGCCGCUAUAACCUAACGGCAUACAAUGUGUCCGCGGACAAUGGGUGGGUCAUGGAUGGCGUAUUUCAGGAGAUUAAUAUCACGUCGGGAAAGGUCCUCUUCGAGUGGAGGUCUCUCGAUCACGUCGGCAUAUCAGAAACAUAUACCCCGAUUCGACUUAAUACAGUCGUUGGAGAUGGUCUUAGCAAUGCGACUGCUUGGGACUACUUCCAUAUCAACUCUGUUGAUAAAAACGAUGACGGUGAUUAUCUUGUGUCUGCUAGACAUACUAGCUGCAUCUAUAAGAUAUCCGGUGCAGAUGGAUCCAUUCAAUGGCGACUAGGUGGCACCAAUAGUUCCAUUAAAUUGCAGGACUACAAUUUCUCCUCUCAACACGAUGCACGUUUCAUCCAGGAGAACGAUACCGUCACUGUUAUUUCACUCUUCGAUAACGCAAGUAAUGGAUAUAGAAACACGUCAUCAACGUCUUCAGGCAUUAUCGUGUCAAUUGAUCAUGCAACCAAUACCUCAAGCCUAAUGAAAAGAUACCAGGCUCCAGGUAAUGGACUCCUCUCGACGAGCCAGGGAAACCUCCAAAUACUGGCUAACCAGAACACUUUCAUCGGAUGGGGGAACAAUCCUUCAAUUUCUGAGCAUACCGAAGACGGAACGCCCGUGUUCUUGGCAACAUUAGAAGAUCCGCGGGCGAUGAACUAUCGUGCCUUCAAAUUCAAUUGGACCGGAGAGCCAAGCGACAAUCCCACUCUUCGUACAUAUGCGGCUGCCCCAGGCUCUGCAACCACGUUCUGGGUCAGUUGGAAUGGUGCCACUGAAGUUGACUAUUGGAAUUUCUACGGGACGACUUCGACGUCUGAGGAAUUUACGCUGUUGACCAAGGCCGACAGGCAAGGGUUCCAAACCACCUAUACGAGCACUGAUUACCACCCUCGAGCAUAUGCAGAAGCGGUCUCGAGCGAUGGGUCAAGUCUAGGUAAUUCGUCAGUCGUGAAUACGACGUCAUCUUUGCCCAGCCAAGACUAG
Messenger RNA from Aspergillus oryzae RIB40, 1548 nucleotides. Its product is annotated as arylsulfotransferase family protein. Bases 1 to 1548 code for a protein of 515 amino acids. The record is from RefSeq and is a predicted model, not a curated record. NCBI's taxonomy places the organism in Eukaryota, Fungi, Ascomycota, Eurotiomycetes, Eurotiales, Aspergillaceae. The transcript is spliced from 4 exons.